GAUGCGCCGCGGGAACAGUUGUCGCGCAGCGGCCACCGAGUGGUGUCGCUCUUCUUAGGCUCCAUCAUGGUGUUCGGCUUCCUCAACAACCUGCUGGUCCUGGUUCUGUUCUGUAAGUUCAAGACCCUGAGGACGCCUGUCAACAUGCUGCUGCUCAACAUCAGCGUCAGCGACAUGCUGGUGUGCGCGUGCGGUACCACGCUAAGCUUCGCUUCUAGUCUGCGGUACCGGUGGCUCUUCGGCCGGCUGGGCUGCUUGUGGUACGGCUUCAUCAACUCCUGCUUCGGUAUUGUUUCUCUGGUGUCUCUGGCCCUGCUAUCCUAUGAGCGAUACAGCACCCUCCUAGUGUACAACAAGCAGGCCUUGGACUACAGGAAGCCUCUGCUAGCUGUGUGCGGGGCUUGGCUCUACUCGCUGGCGUGGACUAUGCCCCCUUUACUGGGAUGGAGCAGCUACGGUCUAGAGGGGGCAGGAACCAGCUGCUCUGUGACGUGGACCGAGCCAACAUCUCGCUCUCACUCCUAUAUCGUUUGUUUAUUUGUCUUCUGCCUGGGCCUCCCCAUCUUUAUUAUGGCGUACUGCUAUGGCCGCCUCCUGCAUGCUGUUAAACAAGUGGGUCGAAUCCGACGGACGAGGCGGCGUGAGUUCCACAUCCUGUUCAUGGUCGUCAUCACGGUGGUUUGCUUCCUCCUUUGCUGGAUGCCGUAUGGCGUUGUGGCCAUGAUUGCCACGUUUGGUCAGCCGGGCCUCAUCAGCCCUGUGGCGAGUGUAGUGCCAUCUAUCCUCGCCAAGAGCAGCACCGUCUUCAACCCUGUCAUCUACAUCCUGAUGAACAAGCAGUUCCACCGUUGCUUCCUGAUCCUCUUCCACUGUCAGCACCAGCUGACAGAGAACUUACAGUCCGUCGCAUCCAGAACCACCACGGCCCAUCUCAAUCAUCUUGCGGCGGGCAGCGGCCCCAUUGAUUCGGGCAAUGCCGGCCAAGCAGUCGUCGAAGCCUGUGACAAAGAGGGCACCAGCGCCAGCCUCUCGGAAAAAAUGGAAGCACCUGCGAUGUCGCUUGCUGAGAUCUCUUUGUGA
Molecule: messenger RNA, 1080 nt
Organism: Nerophis lumbriciformis (worm pipefish)
Lineage: Eukaryota; Metazoa; Chordata; Actinopteri; Syngnathiformes; Syngnathidae
Source: RefSeq, a predicted model, not a curated record